AUUCAAACGAGCGAGCGAUGGCGCUGCCCUUGGACAAACUCGGGGGCAUGCUGAUUCGCGCACUGACCAAACCGCUUGUGGGCGAGAUGAAGACCUUGUCCAAGUCGCACCCGUGGAUGCAACAGACCUGUGAACGCAUUGGUCAGCGCGUCAACCGGUGGAGUCUUGAGAGUGUCCUCGCGAUGCGGCUUGGUGGCAAUGCGACCAUCACGGUCAAGGAACUUCCUGCCGACCAAGCGUUCAAAAAGGGAGCUGAGAUCCUCGGCGAGACCUUCAUCUUCCUUGUGGCUGUGGCUGUGCUGACCGUCGACUACACUCGAAUGUCAGCAAAGUCCGCCCUCAAGGACAAGGCCGAGGUCGAGAGGAAUUACGACGAGUUUCUUGAGAUGGAAGCGAGGUUCCGGCUUCUGGAAACGUCCAUGCAUCGACUAGAGCGUGUCCAAGCCGAACUCCACGCCACCCUCGACAACCUCUCAUGGGAAUACCACAAGGACCUCAACGACAAGUAACAUAUCCAUCGAUCAUUCCAUGACAACACACACAAGGAGGAACAUGCACCCCGUCCAAGUCGUGACAAAGUCAUCGCGACGAGCUCUACAUAUGUGCACAAGGCCGCUUCUUGGAAGGACUAGAUGGUUUGAAUCGUGGCUGAUACUAGUACAUAUUACGGUCGGUCGUUUGAAAUCAAACCAAGAGACGGCGUAAUCUAUUCAUCCA
This is a messenger RNA of Aphanomyces astaci, 717 nucleotides long. RefSeq lists its product as hypothetical. The coding region runs from base 18 to 509 and encodes 163 amino acids. NCBI's taxonomy places the organism in Eukaryota, Oomycota, Saprolegniomycetes, Saprolegniales, Verrucalvaceae. The transcript has a single exon. Gene Ontology annotation, cellular component: mitochondrion. Gene Ontology annotation, biological process: regulation of lipid metabolic process. The record is from RefSeq and is a predicted model, not a curated record.